Molecule: messenger RNA, 3366 nt
Organism: Kogia breviceps (pygmy sperm whale)
Lineage: Eukaryota; Metazoa; Chordata; Mammalia; Artiodactyla; Physeteridae
Source: RefSeq, a predicted model, not a curated record
UACUAUACUCACAGGCUUGGGGCCAGCGCCAUUCACACUUUCCUCUGCUCUGCAGCAGACGGACUGAGCUCCUCUCAUCCUUGAGUUCCUUCUCCCCCACCUCUCUAAAACUCUUUUCUGGGGGAGGAACAGCUAUAGCUUUGGGGAUAAUAUAGCUUUAAGGAAACUUUUGGCAGAUGCUGGUGUCCUAACAUCUGGGCAGUGUUAACAGAAUCCCGGAGGCCCGGACAGACCAGGAGCCACUCGUUCUAGGAAUGUAAAAAAGUAGAAGUUUUUCCAACUGAUGAGAGGAGCAGAGAGGAAGGAGAAAGAGCAAGAGAAGGAGAGAGGGAGAACACACAAAAAACGUACAACAGCCGUGACCUGGAUGCAGACACAAGUUCCCACUACCUUCCCGGCCCACAGCAGAGGGAUGGCUGACCCCGGUGAUCCUGCAUUUCUGCUUUCUCUCACUUUUGGAAGUUCGUUGAUGGCUGAUUUCUGAAAGUCAUCCUCCUUUGCCCUGGUGCUUCUGGCUACAUACCUCUAUUCUUGUCUCCCUAAGCCACCCUCCCACUCCCCCCUCUCCCCUUUCAAGGAUGGCCGUUCAACUAACUCGAAGAGGAGCACUCUCUCUGCUGCUCUUCCUCACUCCAGCAGUGAUGCCAACUUGGUAUGCAGGUUCAGGCUACUACCCAGAUGAAAGCUACAAUGAAGUAUACGCUGAAGAGGUCCCACAGGCCCCUGCCCUAGACUACCGAGCUUACUUUUCUUCUAUUGCUACAGUCCCCCGAUGGUGUUAUACAUUAAAUAUCCAGGAUGGAGAAGCCACAUGCUACUCACCGAGAGGAGGAAAUUAUCACAGCAGCCUGGGCACUCGCUGUGAGCUCUCCUGUGACCGGGGCUUUCGACUGAUUGGACGGAGGUCGGUGCAAUGCCUGCCAAGCCGCCGUUGGUCUGGAACUGCCUACUGCAGGCAGAUGAGAUGCCAUGCAUUGCCAUUCAUCACGAGUGGCACCUACACAUGCACCAAUGGGGUGCUUCUUGACUCUCGCUGUGACUACAGCUGUUCCAGUGGCUACCACCUAGAAGGUGACCGCAGCCGAAUCUGCAUGGAAGAUGGGCGAUGGAGUGGAGGCGAGCCCGUAUGUGUAGACAUAGAUCCCCCCAAGAUCCGCUGUCCCCACUCCCGUGAGAAGAUGGCAGAGCCAGAAAAACUGACUGCUCGAGUAUACUGGGACCCACCCCUGGUGAAAGAUUCUGCUGAUGGCACCAUCACCAGGGUGACACUUCGGGGCCCUGAGCCUGGCUCUCACUUUCCCGAAGGAGAGCACGUCAUUCGUUAUACUGCCUACGACCGAGCCUACAACCGGGCCAGCUGCAAGUUCAUUGUAAAAGUACAAGUGAGACGCUGCCCAACUCUGAAACCACCACAGCAUGGCUACCUCACCUGCACCUCAGCGGGGGACAACUAUGGUGCCACCUGUGAAUACCACUGUGAUGGAGGGUAUGAGCGCCAAGGGACCCCCUCCCGGGUGUGCCAGUCCAGCCGCCAGUGGUCAGGAUCACCACCUAUCUGUGCUCCUAUGAAGAUUAAUGUCAAUGUCAACUCGGCUGCUGGCCUUCUGGAUCAGUUCUAUGAGAAACGGCGACUCCUCAUCAUCUCGGCUCCUGAUCCCUCCAACCGAUAUUAUAAAAUGCAGAUCUCUAUGCUACAGCAAUCCAUCUGCGGACUGGAUCUGCGGCACGUGACCAUAAUUGAGCUGGUGGGGCAGCCACCUCAGGAAGUGGGGCGCAUCCGGGAUCAACAGCUGUCAGCCAGCAUCAUCGAGGAGCUCAGACAAUUUCAGCACCUCACUCGCUCCUACUUCAACAUGGUGUUGAUUGACAAGCAGGGAAUUGACCGGGAACGCUACAUGGAACCUGUCACUCCCGAGGAAAUCUUCACGUUCAUUGAUGACUAUCUACUGAGCAACCAGGAGCUGACCCAGCGCCAGAUGCAAAGGGACAUAUGCGAGUGAACUUGAGCCAGGAUAAGAAAAUUGAGGCAUAGAGAAAUAAAGUUGCCUCAUGUUUGCUGAAUGAUUGCAAAAAGGGAACUCCUCCACUUGUGUUCUGGAUCCCAUCCCCACGUCAACAAGACUCAUCAGGCAUCAUCAAUUUCAAUCCCCACCUCCCAUUUUUAAUAUCUCAUUUUCUACCGGUCCCAUCCUCUCAGUCUAAAUAUAGGCUAAUCUCACCUCUGAUUUUAAAAAAAUCCUUUUAAAAGUAAAUUUCCCUUCAACCUUAUCUCCUUUUCAAGCUGUCCUCCCUGGUUCUCCUUUCUUUCACCAUCUAUUAUACUGGAAAAAAAGAGUCCACACUCACAGCCUCUACUUCUUUGCCUCAUUCACUCAACCUAGUUUCUAGUGAAAUCUGGCUUCUGCUUCCACUGAUCCACUGAAAAUGUAAUCUAAUGCCGAUGAGCUGUGUCUUCUCAUUGGGCCCGACAUGCCAGUGGUAUUUCAAUACUGUUGACAACACGCGCUCCCUUCUUCAAGCUCUCUCCCGGCAUUGCUCUCCCCUGAUAAGCCUCCACCUCACACUGGCUUCUCUUCUCAUCUUCAUUCUUUAAAGUGUUCCCUCUGGUUCUAUCCUUGCCUCUCUUCUCUAGUUAUCCUGCACACCCUCCUUGGGGAUCUCACUGACUUCCCCAAAUCCUAUAGAUUAGACUUUGCUGCAGGUAACUUUUUAAGAACUUGGCUUCUCAUUGCCAAAGUGUCAAGUUCAACUCCUUACCAUUACAUUCAUGGCCCUUUUAAGCUAGGCUGAAGCCUCAUCAACAAUUCCAGCCCCACUUCCACAUCUAUAUACCAUAACUCCAGCCCCACUCACCUAAGAAGUUCACUGCCUCACACUCACAUACAACCACCCAUUUACCAUGCCUUUUUCAAAACUUUGCUCAUGCUAUCUCCUCUUCUGGUAAUGCUCUUCUCACCCCAUCCUCUUCCUUUUCUGCCUGGUGAAGUCUUAAGUCCACUAUCAUCAUUACUUCCUGUUUAAAACUCUCCCAAAUAUAACCAGACAGAAUUCAUCACACCCUUAUCUGUGUUCUUUUAGCAGAUGACUGUCUUUCUUUCUAAAAUAAACUGUGCAAGGGAGGGCAAAUAUCACGUCUUAUUCACCUACAUAUCCAUAGUCACUAGCACAAUGCCUGGUGUGUUGAUUUACUCUUCUUCAGCCUUCAACUUCCUGUCCCUUAUACUUAUCCACCACCCUUUCCAGCCACCCUCUCUCAGUCCUGAAGUUUCUGUUCUGUUCUGACCUCUUAGUAGCCUGUCAGAGCUGGACCAAGACCAAGUUAGUUUAAUGGCAUCAAAAACAAAACAAAACAACAACAUAAAAACA